Molecule: messenger RNA, 2951 nt
Organism: Copidosoma floridanum
Lineage: Eukaryota; Metazoa; Arthropoda; Insecta; Hymenoptera; Encyrtidae
Product: mitochondrial 10-formyltetrahydrofolate dehydrogenase
Biological process (GO): 10-formyltetrahydrofolate catabolic process; one-carbon metabolic process; biosynthetic process
Cellular component (GO): cytoplasm
Molecular function (GO): oxidoreductase activity, acting on the aldehyde or oxo group of donors, NAD or NADP as acceptor; formyltetrahydrofolate dehydrogenase activity
Source: RefSeq, a predicted model, not a curated record
AUGAGUUUUCUCGUCCCCAGGACCCUGAUCGAGGACGACAAGGUCGCCGGGUUCUCGGUAUUCUGGGCCGACGACGGACUGGACACGGGACCGAUCCUCCUCCAGCGCAGCUGUCCCGUCAAGCCGAACGACACCCUCGACAGCCUCUACAAGGACUUUAUGUUCCCCGAGGGCGUAGCUGCCAUGGCCAAGGCGGUCGACCUCGUGGCCGAGGGCAAAGCACCCGCCGUGGCCCAACCCGACGAGGGCGCGUCGUACGACCCCAUGCUCAACAAAAAGGACCUCCAGGAGAUCAAGUGGGCCGGAAAAUCCGCCCGGCAGGUCCACAACUUCAUACGCGCCCUCGACUCGACCCCCGGCGCGUGGACCCUCGUCAACAACGAGGAGGCCAAGCUCUACAAAAGCAGCUUGUUCGAGGGUAAGGAUGUACCGGAAGGUGACAGGGUGGACGUGAACGGGCGGCCGGGCGUGGUGCACGGGGCUGGUCUCCUGAUCCAGGCCGAGGACGGCAAUUGGGUGAACGUGGAGGUGCUCAAGCUGGGCACGCGGACCAUCAGUGCCAGCAAGUACGGCGCCAAGUCGAUGGAAAAUGGCACCCGCAGCAUCGAGUUCACGGAGGACGAGAGGGAGGCCGUCCAAGCCAUGCGCAACACCUGGGGGGGCAUACUCAAUCUCGAGAUCGAGGACGUCAAUACUUUAUACAAAAAAGGUGCCAGCAGUAUGGACGUGGUCCGGCUGGUCGAGGAGGUCAAGGACAGCUUGGACAUCCACCUGCAAAACACGGACGUGUUCAUGGCCCCGACGUUCAUCGAGUUCGCGAGCGUGGCAGUUCUGGCGAGACGCGGGGCCACGGCUAGCCGGAGCGUCCAUUACGAGCCGGUAGUCGCCCAAGCCAACGGCCUCGAGCUCAGGUUCCCCCGCCAACUGUUCAUCGACGGCAAGUUCGUCAACGGGCGGGCCAAGCCCAUCCCGAGUCUCAACCCCCACGACGAGAGCCUCAUUUGCGAGGUCGAGAGCGCCUCCACCGAGGACGUCGAUUUGGCCGUCCAAGCGGCCAAACGGGCCUUCGACGAGGGCGAGUGGAGCAAAAUCAGCGCCCGCGAGCGCGCGUCCCUCCUCUUCAAACUGGCCGAUCUGAUGGAGGCGCACCGGGAGGAGUUGGCGACCCUCGAGAGCCUGGACUCGGGGGCCGUGUACACCCUGGCCCUGAAGACCCACGUGGGCAUGUCGGUGGAGAGUUGGCGUUACUUUGCCGGCUGGUGCGACAAGAUACAAGGCGCGACGGUGCCCAUAAGCCACGCCCGGCCGAGGCGCAACCUCACCAUCACCCGCAAGGAGCCGAUCGGCGUAUGCGGCCUCGUCACCCCCUGGAACUACCCCCUGAUGAUGCUCUCGUGGAAGAUGGCCGCGUGCCUGGCAGCCGGCAACACCGUCGUCAUGAAGCCGGCGCAGACCUCGCCCCUCACCGCCCUCAAGUUCGCCGAGCUAUCGGCCAAGGCCGGCAUACCACCGGGUGUGAUCAACAUAGUCCCGGGCAGUGGGUCGGUGGCGGGCAACGCGAUAGUGAAGCACCCGAUGGUGAGGAAGCUCGGCUUCACCGGCUCGACGGAGAUAGGCCAGGUGAUCAUGAAAACUUGCGCCGAGAGCAACUUGAAGAAGGUGUCCCUGGAACUCGGGGGCAAGAGUCCCCUCGUCAUCUUCGAGGACGCGGACAUGCAGCAGGCGGUCAGGCUCGCCAUGAGCAGCGUCUUCUUCAACAAGGGCGAGAACUGCAUCGCCGCUGGUCGCAUCUUCGUGGAGAGCAGCAUCCACGACGAGUUCAUCGAGCGCGUGGUGGCGGAGACGCGAAAGAUAAAGAUCGGGGAUCCCCUGAACCGCGCGACCUCCCACGGGCCCCAGAACCACAAGGCCCACCUCGAGAAGCUCCUCGAGUUCGUCGACCGGGGUAUAAAAGAGGGCGCCCAGCUCGUCCUCGGCGGUAAGCGGCUCGACCGGCCGGGCUACUACUUCGAGCCGACGAUAUUCACCGAAGUCGAGGACGGGAGUUACUUGGCGCGCGAGGAGUCCUUCGGCCCCGUGAUGAUCGUCUCGCGCUUUAGCUCCCAAAACCUCGACGACGUGCUGCGCCGGGCCAACGCCACCGAGUACGGGCUCGCCUCGGGCGUGCUCACCAAGGACAUUGGCCGGGCCCUCAGGUUUGCCGAGAAAAUCGAGGCGGGCACGGUUUUUGUCAACACGUACAACAAGACGGACGUCGCCGCUCCCUUUGGCGGCUUCAAGAGGUCCGGCUUCGGGAAGGAUCUCGGACAGGAGGCGCUCAACGAGUACCUCAAGACCAAGACCAUCACCAUCGAGUACUAGACGGGAGAGCCUCUCUCUGUCACUGCAGAGGGGAAAGCUUCGUUGUUCAUAUACUGAUUCUUUUUUUUGUUUUGUUUUGUUUUUUUUUUUUUUUUUUACUUUUCUCGUAUCGAGUUGUUUAUUUGCGUUUUCCAUAGUACCUAUACAUCGAUACGAAAUAAAAGUUGUUUUUUUUUUUUUCAUAAAUAUAAAAAACACGUUAUUAUUUUUACUGAAGCGUAUAAGAGUUAUGCUACGUCCUAUCCAUUUCUAUGUAGAUAUUAUAUAUUUUUGUGAAGAUUACUUCAUGAGAUUUAUUUGAAUUUAUUUAUAUAUUUUUCUACUACUUCUCCAACUAUUGAUAUGUAUUAAUCAAACAUACGCGACACCAUACAUCGUUAUGUUGCGCGGAUUAAAAAACAUCUGAUAUGUAUAUUACGGAUGUAUAAUUUUUGCCAUUGCAUUUCACGAUUAAUAACAAUAAACACCUGCAUUGAGUGUCGGAAAAUUAACUUUUUGAGCCGUGUUGUAUAAUUUUAUUAUAUACGUAUAUGUUCAUGUAUAGUUUAAGCAGAGUACGAUACUUUAAAUAAUAAAAAGACUAGUAAAAA